Messenger RNA from Pelobates cultripes (western spadefoot toad), 25460 nucleotides. NCBI's taxonomy places the organism in Eukaryota, Metazoa, Chordata, Amphibia, Anura, Pelobatidae. The record is from the annotation of a GenBank genome assembly.
AUGUCCUCGCCUCGUGUUCCCGACCGGAGGGCUGAUCGCGGUGCACGCGGCGGCGAACUCACAGUGGGCGUGCAUUCACGGGGAGACCUGGCGUGGGACAAUAACACGGGUGACGUGAGACAGAGCACCACCAUGAGCAGCAAACACGUGACCUGCAGGUACUGGCGGGGCCACAAUCACUGUGUAUAGCUAUGGGGGGCAGAGACACAAUGUGGAGUUUAUAGAGAGAGCUGAGGGUCACCGGUAAGUGCACUGCAGGUGGGUGGGGGUCAGUGUUAUGAUCCGGGGUAACAGGGCAGGUUAUGGUUACAUACAAUAGAGCAUGAAGAGCAUCUGGGGUUUUUAAUUAUAUUGUUUUACUGACCAUGUUAUUGCCCCAGAUAUGUUUGUUUCCUUCUUUUUUUAUAUUAUUCAUAUACUAUCCAUGUUUUCAGUCUUGCCCUCAAUACCUCAAGCUGGCAUGUUGUUUCCCCAGGGAUUCACUUUCUCUGUCAUCUGUGGGCAGAGAAAGUGCUCCCCCGCCACCCCCACUGGUUAGAUUUCACUUUUUUUAAUUUUUUUUUUUUUUUAGUUUUUUUUAUUUUGUUGUAACUGUUUUCAGUAUGAUCUUUAUCAUGAACUGUCAAUAUGAGUUUUAUGUCUACAAUUUGCUAUGGUGAUGUUAGGUUGUUAUAAGUAAUAUUAUUAGAUCAGUGGGGUUUUCAAAGUAAAAGUAACCUGCAAAUUUUAUUGGUGUCUGUAGAUAUUUCAUACAUGGCGUUUGCCGUGAAGGAUCAAGAUGCCUGUUUUCCCAUGAUCUAACUGCAAGUAAACCAUCUACUAUCUGCCGGUUUUACCAGAAGGGCCUGUGCACCUAUGGCUCCCGCUGCAGGUAAUAAAAUAACUGUGCCAAUGUUCUUGGAGUGGACUGCAUUAGAUUCAGGUUACACUUUAACCACAUUUUAUUUCCUCAUCUACAUGACAAUCCAAUUGUGCAACAAUUUAAAAUACUAGGUUAGAUUUUGCAGAUUGAAUGUUGUGGUACCAACAAGCGUUCUUGGAGAGCUUUGUAGAUUUUCUCUUCAUUUUCUCCCUGCAGAAUAAGUUAUCUAACAGCUCCUGCUGUGGAGGUUUUGUUUGAGGUGGUUAUCAGUUUUUUUUCCCCCUGGUUCCCUGCACUGAUUUUGGGCUUGGAAGCUUACUGGACUUGGGGGCUCUGCCUGGGCCUAAGGAAGCAUGGCCCUUGGGCCUUCCUCCCCAGCCUGGGGAUGGAAGGUCAAGCUAGACAAACUGCAAGAAAGUCUGCCCUUUGGGGAAGGUAAAGUGGAUACCAGGAGCCUGUCCUGGACUGAACACCAGGCCCUCUCCCGGCAAGUAAGACCGCAAGUUACCCAGUUGGAAGAACUGGCGGGGGGAUGGCAAGCAAGCUUGCUGCUUGGAAGAAGGGAGUGGGGGUCCUCCAGGGAGCCACGGCCCAUACCAGGGCCGAUAUCCAGCUGCUCUCUGGGUUGCUGGCUGAUUGCAAGGAACUUGCCAGCGACCGCCUCCACUUCCUGGAGCGGCCCCCCCCCCCUGUCACUGGAUGCAGGAGUGUCCCGGGGAGGAGGUAGUCCCUGAGACCCCCCCUAGGUGGUUGGUACCAGCGAGGCCCCUCAGGCCUCCCUCACCUAUGCUGCGGCUGCAAAGGGUGAGGGGGUUGAGGCUAGGGCAUGCAGAGGGCUACCUUCUGACAGGCUCCGGGGUCUCCUUGUGUCCCUGAAGGCCCAGCAUGCCGAGGCGGAUGCGGGCCUUGCUGGGGUCCAGGCAGAGCUCAAGGAGAGGAGAGAGAAAUACAGCAGGACCUCUAACCACAAAAGAGGUCCUGUGAGGGCCAUUAUAGCCCAGAAAAAGCUGGAGGAGCAGUGGCUUUCCUACACCCUGCUCCAAACCGAAUCCAAGAUGGCAGACAUCCAGUCCAUCCUGCAACAGCGGGCCAAGGAGGCAGCGCAAUCCAGGAGGCAGAGGGCCCUUGGGGGUAGGAAGGACAUGUCCCCAGUUGAGGAGUCCAGCAGGGACUCUGAUGCUGACUCCCAUCACUCACCUGGGGUGCAAUGUGUCUCCACCCUUACCACACCGGAGGGCGCAGCUGAGACAGAGAGGAAGGCCAGAGAGAGACAGCGAAGCAGAAUGGUAAGGACAGAAGGGAGAAGAGUGGAAGCUGAAACGUGCAGGACAGGGGUCGAGGGAUGAUUAAGGAGUCUCUCCUCAGGUUUGGUGACGAGCUUGGGGAGGGCUCCGUUGGAAAAGGAAAGAAAAAAGAAGAGAAAGAACAUCGCCCAGCGUCAGCCUGAGACCCCUGUCAGGGGGUCUGGAGAUUCCACGGAGGAGGGUGAGUGCUCCCCUGCCGAGUUUGUAUACCAUGAGGAGGCCUUCCCGGCCUUGCAGACGCCUGGGGCCAGGGAUACUAACCCCACAGGUGGCAACACCUGUGUGCCCCAGGAGUCUGCCCGCCCUGCCUCUGUGGAAGUACCUGGGCCCCCCACCGCCCUCCAUGGUGACAGGGAGACCAUCCCUGCCGGUACUGUGGUGGGUACCGGUGAUCCCAUGGAGGGGCCCUUCCCACUCCCUUCCUUCCCUCUGACCUUCCUCUCAAUGUGGCUGCGUCCUCCGGUGUGGCUGGACCCUCUGCCUCCUGUCCUCAGGCGGCUGCUGGGCAGGAUGGCACCGCUGGGUUCCGUCUGGAGCAGGGUGAUGUGGAAAGCCGUUGCUCUAUGAAAGGUGCUGCCUCAGUUCCCGGCGCUGUGCGGCCUGGUGGGGGAAGAUAGUGCCACCGAACCCCCCAGAGGGACUGCUCCUGAAGCGGAGCGGCCCGGUGGGGGGGAAUGGCGGCGCUGUUGGACCUUCCAUGGAGGCUGCUGAAGUAGCUGGGACUGAGCAGCAAGGGAGUAUACAAUGUAAUGGCCCUCCUCUCUCUGCUCCUGCACCAGUAAGUGCUCCAAUUAUUUCCCCCUGUGAGUCUCCUCCCCUGCUUGUUUCCCAGCCUGCUUCCCAAUCAGUGUUCCAGUAUGUCACCCAGUCUGUCUCCCAAUGUGUCCCCCUGUAUGUUUUGGCUAGUGCCUGUGGUGCCGGUGCUGUGGGUACCGUUUUUUACGGUGCCACGGGUAUGGGUGACUCCCAUCAUGCCCCGCCAGCCAUCCUACCUGUGAGGACCACCGGUGGAGGUAAGGAAUGUGUUAAUACUUUGCAAUUUGGCCCCACUGGUGGUUUGGGGAUGGCUGGGGGUGAUGGGAGUUUGAAUAGUAGUGUUAAUAUGUCUAAUUUAAAGGGACCCACUGACCUAAAAUUAAAAGUCCACAGCCAGGUUCACUCCGUUUAGUAACAUUUGCCCCCCUGGUUCUGUUGGUGUCCCCCCUAGUUUAAUUGCCCCCCCUGAUUUAAUUAAUGGGUUCUGUUAUUCCCCCUAAUUCAUCUGGUGCCCUCCCCGUCUCCGCUGGUGCCCUCCCUGGUCCAGCUACCCCCCAUUGUCUGUACUCUCCCCGGUUAUGUUGCCCCCCUCCCUGGUUUUCAUGCUGGUGCACAGGUGAUGGGCACAAGCACCCUGGCAAAGGGUGCCAAAGUUAUGGAUAAUGAUGUAAAUAAAACUGUACAUAAAGUUAUUGAUGCACAAGUAGGUACACAGGUUCCCCUUAGGCACUCCCAAGUUGCCGCCCCGGGUCCCGGUGUGACCGAGACCUCUACUGGUCCUGCGGGGGGAAUCCGCCCCACCCUUUCCCAGGUGGCGGGUCCCAGCGUGCCCAAUGCUUGGGCAUCUGGGCCACCUCGCCUCUCGGCGGGCGGGCCUGCUGCGCGUCCUCAGGUUUCCUUUGGGAACAGGAAGAACGUAGUACGGCUUGUCUGUGGGGGUGAGACCCAGGUGCCUGACAGAAGGUGGCUGGUGGCUCGUCUUAAGGAUAUGGGGUUUGCGCCCGUGGACCUGUACGCGCUCAUCCAUGCCUUGGGCACCCAGGAGUUCGACGUCUCCUUUAUGACGUCGCAGCUCCUGGAUCGCUUCUGGGCUGGAUGGGAGGCGGCCAGGUCUGCACAGGGCUCAAAGUGGGCAGGAUUCUCCGCUGUGGCCAUUUCUCGCCAGGGUCUUAAGGUUACCUUCCUGGUGAGGAAUGAGUCCAUCCUCAUAGCGGAUAUACUCAUAUGGACCAAGAGGUUUGGGGAUGUUAAAUCCCCCCCCUGUUAAGAUCUUAGAUGAUGAUGGGAUAUGGACAGGCGGGUGGACUGUUUCUGUGUUGCUGUGGGAGAUUAGAGGUGUCACACAGCAUAUGCCAAAUAGCUUCUUCAUCGGGGCUGACCGGGUAUCCUGUUCUUACCCUGGUCAGCCCAGGGUGUGCCAUAAGUGCGGAUCGUACAGGCAUUUCAAUAAUGCCUGUACGGUCCUGAAGUGCACUAUGUGCGGCGCUGUGGGGCACCUCCGGGACACCUGCGGGGAGAUCCGGUGCCAUCUGUGUUCAGGGAUGGGACAUGCGUACCGCACCUGCCCCGAAGCCCAGCAUAACGUAGAGUCCAUCUGGAGUCAGGAACCGGUGGAGAUGGAGGAGGUGGACUCUGCUGGGUUAGGGGUUCAGGUAGCGAAGUCAUCUACGGUGCCCAUUUCUGGCACUGGGGUCUCCCUGCCCCAGCAACAGCCCAUCCUCCCCUCGGUCUCAGUACCAUCUCGAGACCCUGGGGUGGCAACUAGUUCACAUCCCCUCACGAAAAGUGUAAAGAGUUAGCAUGUCCUCCACAGCCAUUAUGGCUCCCCCUAGGCCCCCCUCCUAAACCCUCCACGGUGAAGGUUAUCCCCACUGGAAAGUCCUUAGAUGCACAGUCCCUAGAGUGGAGCACGGUGAGGAAGGGAAAGCAUCCCCUUCCCUCCAAGGCCUCGGCGCUGCCCGCGCCCCGGACGACUGCCGAACCCCCUGCGGCGAAACCCCCGAAAGGGGGGAUGCCACUUCUAAGGGCGGUAAGGCAAAGGGGUCUUCCUCCUCUUCGUGCUAGCAGGAGGCCCCAGUGCCCGUAUCUAACAGGUACGAGGCGCUGUCUUCCAGCUGGGCCGACUGUGAGCUCGAGGAGGAGAUGGCGAACCUCCCCGAGGUGGGGGCAGAGGUUGAGGUCGGACAGGAGGUGCCUCUGAGAGACGACGGGCCGCUGUAUCCCGGAGUCUCAGUGAAGAGGUACUGCUCCGACACGGAGGAGGAGGGGGAUCACAGAAGGAAGGGAAAAUCUCCUUAUGCUUAAUACCCUUAUGGCGACAUUUCCUGUACUCUCUGUGGCUACGGUGAAUGUUAACAGCAUUAUGUCCAGCAGGGCCCGCUUUCUGGUUUACGACCACCUCAGCCGGGCUCCGUACAAUGUCCUCUUAGUACAGGAGACCCGGCUGGAAACCCUCGCGGCCCUGCACGCUGCAAAGCGGGACUGGAGAUGGGGACCCUCCUACUUCUCUCUAGCCACAGAGAGAUAUGGGGGAAUCGCCAUCCUAUUUAAGGAAGUUGAUGUUUACAUCAACAGGGUUAUUGAGUUGCAGAAAGGACGUUGUGUGGUUUUAGACGUCUCACUGGGCAGGCAACCUCUCAGGAUGAUUAACAUCUAUGGCCCCCAAACAAAGUGGGAGAGGAAGCGCCUGUUUAGUGAGAUAGAGCCUUACCUUUAUACAUCCCAGCAACUCCUGUUUGGCGGUGAUUUCAACACCAUUACUAGGCCUCAAGACAGGAGAGGCGCCAUUCAGAGGCUGGGGUAUGACUGCAUUUUUUGAAUAAGAUGGUUAGUCAGGCUGGAUUGGUCGAUGUGUACCUUCACCACACUCCCAAUCCCACGGGUGGGUACAUGUAUCACCGAGGUAGCUGUCAGAGUAGGAUAGAUAGGUUUUUCUUUAAGGAGAAUUUCCCGGUGGCAGCACCCGUGCUUACGCCGGUGGAGUUCUCCGACAUCACAUUUUAUCUUGCGACUUGAACGUCCAUAGUACCCCACCUAAAGGUAGAGGGAUCUUGCGGCUAAAUUCAGACCUCCUGGUGGAACAGAGGGUUCAGCAAGCCUUCAUGGAAUUCUUUCACGAUCAGAUGACAUUGGUCGAUUUAGGCCAAACGAAGUCUGAGUGGUGGGAGAUGGUGAAGGCCAGAACUCGAGGGCUGUUUCGCAGUCUUGCCCGAAACAUGCAGUCCUCUAGGUACAAGAUGUAUCUGAGCUUGCUUGGGAGGUUGGAUGUCUUGAUCUCGCAGGUAGGUGACCCUGAGGACAUUGCGGCAGUCAAAGCCCUGAUGAGGAGUUAUCAGUAUGAUAGGUACGCCUCCCUUGUAAAGGAGAGGGAUCAUGGGUCUUACCACUCGCCCGAUCCUCAUCUGAGUUGCAAGCGGAAGGAAGGUACCAAGACUAUCUCUGGUCUGCGGGGCACCGACGGCAUCCUCGAGGAGUCUCCUCGCGGGAUUCUGAAGGUGGUCCGCGACUACUAUAUUGAGCUCCUCGGUAAGGGCAGCCCCCAAUGUGCCGAGGGGGGGGAACAUCACGUGGGAGAGAGGUUGAUAACUUCUUAAGCGAGCUCACCCUCCCCGAGCAUAGCGAGAUCACUAUAGAAGAGGUCACAGAGAGUAUCCAUCAGCAGAACAAGUGUAAAGUCGCCAGGUCCUGAUGGGCUGACGGCUGAGUUUUACUAACAGUUCUACGACCUCUUGGCUCCUCAUUUAACCGAGGUGUUUAAUGAGAGCUUGGCUCGAGGAUUAUUGCCACCCUCGAUGAGGACUUCUGCUCUGAUCUUGCUGACCAAGCCGAACGUGCUCGACACAGCGGAUGUGGGGAACUGGCGCCCUAUAUCCCUGUUAAAUGUUGACCGGAAGGUCCUGGCAAAAUUUUUGAUGAAACGGGUACAGGGCCUAGCGAGGCGUAUCCUAUCCACCUCCCAGUACUGUACAAUCGGGGGACGAACUGUCUUCGAUGCCGUUUUCGAGGUCAGGGAAGCUCUCGAAGUGCAGGGCCGGAGGAAGGGGGAUAUACCUUCUGGCACUUGAUCAGUCCAAGGCUUUUGAUCGGGUCGAUCACCGUUAUCUGUGGUCAGUCUUGCGAAAGUAUGGCUUGCCAGGGAAAUUCAUCAAUUGGGUCAUCACCUUGUACAGAGGGGCCGAAAGCUUCGCUCUUGUGAACGGGUGGAGGGGCAGGACGUUUAGGAUCCGAUCCGGGGUCCGGCAAGGCUGUCCUCUCAGCCUGCUCCUGUACGUGUUUGCAGUCGAUACCUUCAUCCGAAGGGUCGAGGCGAGCAUGUUGCAGGGAGUGGCCAGGGCUCCUGAGAGGCCUUUACGGUUGGUGCCUACGCAGAUGACAUCUCCAUUGUGGUCUCCGACACACGGGAGGCCACGGAGGUGGAUGAUUUAAUCCUAGCGUAUUUUGCCGCUUCAACCUCUCGUAUCAACAGGAACAAGAGUGGAGUUUUCUGGGGCGGGAAGGAGGAGGACCAGUUCCCUUUCCAGACGGUUUCCCGCGGGCCCAGUCUGAAAUUAAAAUCUUGGGGAUGAUGUUCGGACCAGGGGAUCUGGCUCUCAGGAACUGGUCCGAACGGCUUGCCAAAGCUUCCAGCAAGGUGGAGGAGAGCCACAGGUGGAAACUGACGUACAGAGAACGGGUGAAACUGAUCAAAACCUAUGUUCUGACCGUAUUCGGCUAUGUCAGUAACAUCUUCCUUUUGCCCAGGUCCCUCCAUGCUCGGAUGUUUGCGCUGUUCUUCAGCAUGUUGUGGGGGAACAGACUAAACCUCAUAAAGAGAGAGGUAAGACCCCCUUGGCCAGAAAGGCCGAGGUCUGGCCAUGGUCAACCCCAUCGUCUUCUUUACUAACACCUUCCUGAAAAGGAACUUCGGGGCUCUCCUGAAGGACGAGCAGCCUGGCUGGGUAUGUAUGUUCAGGGAGUGGGUCGCACCUUUCCUGGUGGACUGGUUUCGCGGCAUGAAAGUUCGGCAUUCCAGCUAUCUCCUGACUUCGGUCAUCGAGGGAGUGCGGAUUCUCCGCAGGUGGAACGUCACAGUGGAAGAGGUUCGGGAUUCUCCCAAGAGGGUUCUCGACGGGAGGGUCCUGGCCACCCACUUUGGCAUUCAGCUUGCUUUGAAGGACUGCCCGCCAAGUACUCUCGCCUCGGGGUUGGAAAAACAUCAACUCCAGGCGCCUUCCGGAGAAAUUCCGAGACUUGGCGUUUCUCUCCUUCCACGGUAGACUUUACGUUCGAGGGAACUUGAAGUACAGGAACAUAACGGUUGUCCUCGGGUGGAAUGUUCCGGGGAAGUGGAGUCCAUGGACCACUUCCUCCUCGAGUGCCACUUUAACGUACAUUUCUGCAAAGAGGUCUCAGCCGUCUUGGGCAUCCCCUGCUUAUCCCGCUGGACUUACGCGGAGUGGGCCUACGGGACAUCCAACUCACGGGGGAGGGCCUUUAAUUUGAGCACCCUUUACGUAGUCAGUUCGGUAGUUAAGUAUCACACUUGGAUGGCAGUGUCUGGUAUCCCUUCAGCGCAAAGACCUUUCCUGUCAGGUGGUGGUAGCAGAUAUUCUCAGGGCGGUGCGCGGGAUCUAUAACACCGAAAGGGCCUCUAUGGAUCCUUCCAAUUGGCAGCGUUUGUGGCGAAAUCUCAAGGUCCUCCCGCCUUGAAUCGUUCCAUAGAAGCCUUUGUCUUGGUGAAGGGAAUUCAGACUCUGUCUUCACCUUUUCCCCCUUAGAUUUUUGAAACGGUUUUCUUUUCAUGGAAGGCUGCCACAUUUAGCAGACGAGUACCUUCCUCUAUGUGCGGGUUGUAGUGUAGUAUAGUUAGGGUAAGGUUAUGGUUAUGAUGUGAUUUUGGUAAUGGUUAUGUUCUUAUGUUACUAUGUUAUUUAUGCACGGGUGGGUUUAUUUGGUAUUGCUUGGGUUUCUUGUUUAUGUAUUAUUCUAAGGACAAUGUGGGCAUUAUGAACAAUUUGCUUUGGGUGGGGGGUAGGACACUGGGUGGUUUUAUGGACGGAGGGUUGGACUCCUUGAGGGUGGUGGGUUUUAUUUGGGUGUAUAAUGGACGGAGGGAUGGACUCCAUGUGGAUGGUGGGUUUCAUGGGUGUGUAAUGGACGGAGGGAUGGACUCCAUGUGGGUGGUGGGUUUAUUUGGGUAUGCAAAAGACGGAGAGAUGGACUUAGUUGGGUCUCUGCAGCUAUGCAUGUCAAAAUGGCCUGAGUGACUGCUCUGCUCUAAAGAGUGAUUGCUAAAGAUCUAAGGUAUACAUGUGUAGUGUGUAUGAUGGGCUGUACAUGGACACUUUUUUAGUAUAUUACUCAUUUAAUUUUAUCUACUCUGUAACUUGUUAAUGAAUCUACCUAUGGCACACUAGUAAUUUCUUUUUUGUACGUUUUUGCAAAGAUAUGAUCAUGUGAAACCUUUGGGGUCUUCUCCAGUUUAUUUUACUCAAGAUGCCUCACCUGCAGCCCCAGAUAUUCCUCCAGUGCCUCCCCCAACAGAAACCACUGCACCUGUCACCAAAAGUACCCCUUUACGACGAGAGAAGAAAUCUAUUGUUCUUCGAGACCGCAGUGAGUAUGUUGUAUGUUAAGAAAUAUUAAUUUGUAGGGAGGAACACUUCUAAAUGUUGGGAUUUACUAUGCUGUCCACGGUGGGAUCUUUAGCACAUUAAAUGACAAGAGGGUGAUCUGUAGUGGGAAAAGGUUUGAUCGAAUGAUUUUAAAAAUCUGCAACAUUUACUGAUGUAUUUAACCACAAAUGGUUUUGUUGUACACAGAAAAGAUUGGUGUAUUUAAAGGGACACUCCAGGUACCAAAACAAUUUCCUCUUAAGGAAGUUAUGGUGGCAGGAGGCCCACAGUGGCACUCUUACUUUUAGGGAUUUAAUUCUCAAACGGUUUAACCCAGUUGUUGUCUCCACUGGAGACAACUUUGGGGUUAAACCUUGCAGUUUCCAGACUGCAUCAGACUUUUGACUCUUCAGAUUCAGGAAGUGUGGCGUACCGCCAAACAGAGGUGUCGCUAAUUGGCUGAUGCCCUCAGCCCAUCAGGGUUUAAAUGCCAUUCACAAAAUUGACUUGGAAAAUAAAUUUCUUUCUAAGUCAGUUUUGUGAAUGAAGUGACUAACUGGUUGAGAGUGUCAGCUGACCACUCUCAGCCACUAGGCAGCACUCCACGCUUCCUGAAUCUGAAAAUUCAGAAGUCAGAUGCCGCUUGUGGGGAGUGGACAUCACUGCUGGAGGCAACAUUUGGGUUAAACAUUUUGAAAACACUUUAACCCCUUGAGGUUAGAAAGUGUCCCUUUAAGUUGGGCAUGCAACAUUCUAUCAUACAAAAAAAUUAAGUAACAGGGUGCUAUAUAAAAUCACUUCAUGAGUAAAACCUGUAUCAAAGUUAAAAUAUUCUAAAGGAAAGCUACACAUUUAAAAGUACACCCCCCCCCAAACAAAUCUAAUACAUGAAGCAUUCUAUGUUCAAAUAACAUUGCUAAGUAAAUAUAGUACAUGCUAGAGAUCAUCACUCUUAUAGGAUGGCAGGAAAAUAAAUACUGUAAGUGUGUGAGUUGGAGGAAUAUUUUUUUUAAAUGCCAUUGUGUUUUAUAAUAUAAGUAGUUAAGAGACUUUAUUAGUGUGUGCAGCAUUUUCUACAUUUGGAUUUUACCCUUAAAGCUUGCUGAAAUGCUGUAGAUGUGUGGAGUAUGUCAUUUUAAUGCUAGUUUAUAAAAGUGCAGAGAAGAAUUUUUAUCGAUGGAUAGAAUGGUCUCAUAGAGAUUGCUCGUCUGAUUGGAUGAAUGUAUCUCUUGUCAUUUUUAGGAAUCGAAACCUUGCAGUGUAAAUAUUGCCGACCCUGCAGAAUGGCAGUUUUACAUUGCUGGGUUAUGGGGAUAUGGCGUACAGCAGUGAUAAAAAUGGAAUGAAGGGAGACACUUUCAGGAUGUGUUCCUCAUGUAAAGAGCUGCAUGCUGUGCUCACUAUUUCUGACUUUUGUACCGGCAUGAAAACAGUCCUUACUAGUGUAAUACUGCAUGACGUCUGUGUCCUCCCACCCCCUCUCUCCCAAGCCCUGGUCUGGCUUUUUUGCCCAUACCACAGCCCCUCUAUCCAGUGGUAAUUUUGGCGGCAAAUUUCAAUUUAGUUUUAGUCAGUCUUUUAGUAGCCAUUUUAAUCUACUAAACUUGUUGGUCUACAAAAGUAAUACUUGUUUCAUGGAGUUAAACUCUGUGAAACUGCUGGAAGUGCCUCUAGUGUCUGGUAGACAGCCACUAGAGACAGUCUUAACACUGCAAUGUAAACAUUGCAGUUUCUCUAAAGCAUCACUGUUUUACAUUGCAGGGUUAAGGGAACAGGAACACUGAACCAAAACAAAUUCAAUGAGAUGAAGUGACCUGGGUGCCUGUAGUGUCCCUUUUAAAGAACGGGAGGGUAUGUAACCUCUUUGUUUGUGUAAGAGGGUCUGAAAUCCUUCCCACUGAGAAUACACUUUACAGAAACAAUUUGCUUAUUGAUUGGAGGAUAAAGUGCUCUUUCCUACCCAUCCAGAUCUUUGUGUAAUCACUGAUGAAAAGUCACGAUCAAAUCCAGCACCCAACCCAGAGCACAGUAAUGACAUGCACGGGACUGAUGGGGAAGUGAAGCCACACUCUUACCUGGAAGCGAUUUGCACAGGUCUUGAAGAGGUAGACCUUGCCCAGUCACUUCCUGAGGAUACUGAACAGCUUUGCCCUUAUGCUGCAGCAGGAACGUGUCAUUAUGGUGAAGAAUGCCCAUAUCUCCAUGGGGAACUGUGUGACAUCUGUGGGCUGCAAGUUCUUCAUCCCUAUGACCAGGAACAGAGGAAAGCACAUGAAAAGGUGACUAUCUGUAAAUUACAUGUAGAAGUUGCAGCUUGUAAAUACCGUGUAUGCUCUAGCUGUGUAUUAACCUGUUUUGUGUCAGUCCAUCUGUGACCUGAUGUUUUCAUCCUUUUAAUAGUUGUGUAUGGCAAAUUUCGAACACGAGAUGGAGAAAGCAUUUGCGUUUCAGGCAAGUCAGGAGAAGGUAUGCAGCAUCUGUAUGGAAGUUGUGUACGAAAAAUCAUCCGCUUCUGAAAGGAGAUUUGGGAUCCUCUCAAACUGCAAUCACACCUAUUGCUUGGCCUGCAUCAGACAGUGGCGAUGUGCCAAACAUUUUGACAAUCCUGUCAUAAAGUAAGUACUUCCCAUUAGAAUUUUUUGUUUCACCCUACUUUUGUAUGCACUAUAUCAAACUCCUGUGAUCAGGUUGCAUCAUAGGACAUAAAAGGCCAGGUUAUUCCAUCACUUCCUCUUCCUUUUCUGCUCACUCAGUUAAAGGAUACCUGUACUGUAAUUUAUCAGUUGCAGCAUUAGAUUCUAUUUGUAUUUUUAAUCUAUACAUUAUGCUAGCAAAUACAUGAUUUGCCAAUAUUGUAGGACUUUUCCUCACCCUCCCUGGCAGACACACUAUCAACAUUUGUUCCAGCUUUAGCACUGGGACCUCACAUGCACGUCCGAAGUGGUGUGCCAGGCAUUGGUGAAAUCAUUUGAGGCAUUCCAACAGUGAGGCAGUGCCCAGGAGAUACUUUACUCCCAGUAAAGGCAUGAUCAUCUGGGCACGAACAGCUGGAGAAUAGGGAAGUAUCCUUAAAAACCAGGAGAAGCUCAAUUGGAACAUAUGCAGGGGGAAAAACUUAAUGUUUGGUUCUCUUUAAAGAAACCCUAUACUCACAGAACCAUUACAGCUUAAUUUAGUGGUUUUGAUGUCUAUAGCCGGUCCCUGCAGGCCUAUUUAUUUAAAGUAAAUGAUGCCUUACUAGAUAAAAGGUCACUAGAUGUGCUGCACUUGCGUUUAGUGUCUCCAUGAUGCUGAAUCUUCCCUAACUAGAUGCAUUGAUUCAAUUAAUCUGAGGAAAUGCUGAGUAGCACUGUGCAGUGUUUUUCUGUAAAUGCGCAAUAGCCCUCCUAAGGGAUUGGCUGAGAUCAAGACUUCAUCCAUGGAGGCAGGGCCAGCCGCAGCUAGACCAGAGUGUGAGAAAGGGUGAGUAAAAUUAUUUUCAGCGCAAUCGAAGUGGCCAAUAACCUAAAAUGCCACAUGAGUACUAUGGUGUCAAAAAAUGCUUGGUUUUAUUUUUUGUAGCUAUACAGUCUAACAUAUAAAAUAGGGCUGUACUGUAGGUCCACCAUACAUGAAUUUGAUUCAAAGUUACUCUCAAUCUUUGGUGAAUUUAUAAGCCCAUCACAUGAUACAUCAACUCUGGAUGUGUAACACCUUCUAAGUACUCAGUUAAAUGUAAAAGAAAUGAUAAAAUUACAUAGUGCAACACCUUCUAAAACCACUUAGCUGCUUUAUUGUGACAUACUUACAAGAUUAAAACAUAAAGCAGGCUCAUAAAACCUAAAUCAAAGGAAUCCACUCAAAAUGUUAAAGGAGCACUAUAGGGUCAGGAACACCUGUAUUCCUGACCCUAUAGGGUUAAAACCACCAUCUAGCCACCCUGGUCCCCCCAUUCCUCACUAAAAAAUGUAAAAUCUUACUAGUAUUCAAGUAUGGAGGCUCUGGCUCAGUUUCCUCUAGACCUGCCCAUUGCCUGCUGACAUCAGCAGAAGUGGUAGCCUGAUCCAAUCAGAAUGCCAUAGGAUUGGCUGAGACUGACAAAGAGGCAGAUCGGGGCAGAGCCAGCAUGAUUCAAACACGGCCCUGGCCAAUCAGCAUCUCCUCAGAGAUGAAUUGAAUCAAUGGAUCUCUGAGCAAAGUUCAGUGUCUGCAUGCAGAGGGAGGAGAUACUGAAUGUUUGGAUGCAUUUUAGGCAGCCAUGACCCAGGAAGGAUCUCUAACAGCUAUCUAAGGAGUGACCUGUGACGUUAUCACAAGGCUGUAAUGCAGGACUGUCCAACCUGCGGCCCCCAGAUGUUGAUGAACUACAACUCCCAUGAUUCCAUGGCUACAUGUUUAAUUGAAAGAAUCAUGGGAGUUGUAGUUCAUCAACAUCGGGGGGGCCGCAGGUUGGACAGGCCUGCUGUAAUGUAAACACUGCUUUUUCUGUGAAAAGACGGUGUUUGCAGCAAAAAGCCUGAAGGUAAUGAUUCCACUCACAGAACAUAUUCAAUAAGCCGUAGUGGUUCUGGUGACUAUAGUGUCCCUUUAAAGUGCACGUGCUCCGAUAAUAGAAUGUUGCUUCUUCAAAGUAUGUUGCUAAGGCAAGAUAAAAUAAAUACAAAAUUAAUUGUGCCAUUUAAAACAAAGCUCUUACUACGAAAACUUCACUGUUCAAACCACUCUUCAGAUAGUCGGCAUAAUGUUCAUGGGGCAUUUUAUAUUGCCUCUUCCGUCAGGCAUGAAACGCGUUGAGUUUAGUUUUUAUGUCCUAAUUAAUCUUGUUUUUGGCCUCCGAACAGCUCCUCUGGUUAUUUCCCCAUGACGAGACUGAAAGUCUCUUCUGGGGGUAGAAAAGGGAGUGCUUGCAAAGGCUGCAGUUCAGAAGAUCUGCAGCCUUUGCAAGCAGUUUUAAAAUAUACCCUUAAUGAAUACCUGCAUGAAAAAAUCAUGUAUUCUCUGGGGUAUAUCUACUAAAGAGUGAUUUUCUGCUUUUUGUCAGUUUAGGCAGUGGAGUGUUCCUUCAACUAUACAGGUUACCUGAAUUACAGUGCUCUGUUCAUCAUGUAAACCAGACUGCAUUGAAAUUACAGCUAGGUUGUAGGACAUUUGUAAGAUUGCUACAACAAAUUGAGAUUACAGUACCCUUUAAAUUAUUUAAUUGUUUUCACUGUAUAAACAUGCUUAUUCAUGGUCUUUGGGUAAAUAUCAGCAUAAACUGGUUUAUUGGGAGAGAAAAAACUAUUUGCUUACAAACAAAUCAUUUGAUACAAUUUCUGUAACAAACAGAAUUCAGCGUUAUGAGCGUUUGGAGGGAAAUUGUAAAUAUUUAUUGACUCUUCUCUAAAAAAUUUUUUUUUUUUUUGUCUUUAGAUCUUGUCCAGAGUGCCGUGUAAUAUCUGAGUUUGUGAUCCCGAGCGUAUAUUGGGUAGAAGACCAAAGUAAGAAAAAUGAGCUGAUUGAAGCAUUUAAACAAGGGAUGGGGUAAGUGCACCAUGGGGAUUUGGGGCAGAGUGUUUUAGUGGUUGCAUGUGUUGGUUUUUUAUAUUUACUGGCUGAUCACGGCUACAUGCCCCAUGCUCCGUACUAGUUUUAAUAUUUUACAUUUUUUAAUCUUUAAUCUUGCUUAUUUACUAAUAGAGUAUUUAUUUUUUUACUUGGUACUAGUAAAGCUGGGUGCAAGACUAUAAUUGAAAAAGGAAGGUCUUUUUGAAAUCUUGGUCUUUCAGGUUUUUAGUAGAUAGCCCCCUUAUACUUGUGGGAUUGCCAUUUUUGGUACCCUUAAAUAUGGCAAUCCCACAAGAGUACUAAUUUAGGGACUGAUCUAAUAAGUGGCUGCAAGAUGCAGCAGUGGCUUGGAUUGGAAUUUUAUCCAAACUGUAAUGGACGAACUGUAAAAAUUUGGUUCGGACAAAAUGGUCAUUUUGGCGACUCCCAAGUGUUUUAUAGGAUGUCUGGAAAGGUUCGAAUGUAGGCAACACAAGAAUAUGGAGGAAAGAGGUAGUCUGGGCAAAACUUACUAGACACAGGAAGUGGAGCUUACUCAGGCUCCUCCUUGUGUCUAAGAAGGUAAGACUGAGUAAAAAAAUACACAAAACAAAGUCCCUACUUCGCCUUAUGUUAUUAGUUGGAAAUAGCUGAAAAAUAGAAAAUAAAGACUGAGUAGGGAAGAGAAAGCAAUUGAGAAAAGGCAAGAACGGCAUGAUAUUGCUACUUUAAUUCUCCAUCUCCAGCUACCCACAUCUGUCUGCUGAGCGGGAGGUCCGAUUUCUAUGGCAACAUGAAUUAAAUACUUUUUUUUUCUUUUUAUCUUUUUUUUUUUUUCUUGAAGUGAGUGAUCAUUGACUAGUAACAAGUAAUUAUUCUAUGUUCUUGACUAUCUACCGGUUUGUAAAUAAAUCUGUGCCUUCUUCUUUCACUCUUCAGGAAAAAAGCCUGUAAGUAUUUUGACCAAGGACGAGGAACCUGUCCUUUUGGAUGGAAAUGUCUGUACAUGCACGCAUAUCCUGAUGGGAGCAGAGCUGAGCCAGAAAAACCACGCAAACAACAUGGAUCUGAGGGCAAUGUCAGGGUAAUGAUUUUUAUAGAAUAAAAUGCCGUAUUCAGAUGUAUCGGACUGAGCAUGUCCCUAUAUGCGGAGUAACUGGUCUUACUUUUGUGUUUUUUCAUGUAUAUAUUUUUUAUUUGGAGCGCAAAAAAACAGGUUGCAAGAGUAUUCUGAGAACGGACAGCAGCUGAAAUAGCCUGCCCUUUGGUGGGUCCCCGCUCAGAACUCAAGCUGGUUUUAGCUCAUCUUGUGCCAUUACAGAAAGAACAUAUCUGAAGCAGAUCAGACUGGUCCCACCCAUAUGGGCAGUCCAGAUCCGAAAUGCCAGCAAGUUCCCUCUGCACGAGAGAUCCCGCAACCCCAGACGAUCGUUUCAGCUUUGUUAGGCAUCAUCAGUGAGGCAUAGCUGAUAUCUCUCUAGGCACCGUGAGCAAGGGGUCCAAGUCUGGAUUACCCUUUAAACUUAUGGAGACAUGGACCCCUUGUUCACGGUGCCUAGGGAGAUAUCAGCUAUGCCUCACUGAUGCCUAACAAGGCUGAAACGAUAGUCUGGGGUUGCUGUAUCUCUCGUGCAGAGGGAACUUGCUGGAAUUUCGGAUCUGGACUGCCUGUAUGGGUGGGACCAGUCUGAUAUGUUUCAGAGAUGUUCUCUCUGUAAUGGCACAAGAUGAGCAAAAACCAGCUUGAGAACUGAGCGGGGACCCACUGAAGGGCAGGCUAUUUCAGCUGCUGCUUGUUCUAAGUAUUCUCUUGCGACCCAUUAUUUUGCUCUCCGUAUAUUUUAUUUGAUUUUCAAAAAUAUAAAAUAUCACAUUCGCGUAGACAUAAAUACAAAAACAUUUUCUCUUUGUGUGUAUAUAUAUAUUUUUUUGCUCUAAUAAAAUUGUAAGGUUUGUUCUGAUUGUAGAUAUGGUUUUUGUCACAUGUAAACAUUUAAGACCAUAACUUCAUCGUAUCUUCUCAUUUCUCUCCGUUUUUUUUUUCCAUUUUCUUCCUUUCCCUUUACUUUUCUAUCCUUUCCUUCCUCUUCUUCCCCUCUUUCUUUCAUUCUAUUUUUUUUUUCAUUUUCCUUCCCCCUUCUCUAUCUUCCCUUAGUUCUCCCUUCUCUGUUCGCCAUCCCUUCUCAUUUUUUGUUAUUCUCAGUCUUCCUUUUAUUCUUUAAUUUUUUGGAUCCAAUCUGCCCAUCUCAAUUUUUAUAUAUGUAUAUGUGUGUGUGUUUGUCUCUCAGAGGGCCUGAUAUAUACAAAUUCGGCAUCCAUAAGCGUAGAAUACACAUACGCUCACAAAUGCCCUCUCAUCUAGUAUUGAAGGCCAGACCAUAUGACAGAGUAUUGCUAGAAGGAAUUUAACAGACGUAGUGGGAUGAUAAAGGAAAUAGCACAAACAUCACAAAUGCCCUAGUGCCCACUGACCCCGGUAGCAACCCUGCACCCACCAUUUGCGACCAUGUUAACGCUUACAUAAAAUCCAAUUACCUAAAUAGGAGGUUGACCAGAAUUACCAGACUUCCUUGAUCCAUUUGGCAUGGAGUCAAAGCAGUAGUUGAGUUAACCUAUUGAACUUGUCUCUUAAAGAAGUCUGGUAAUUCUGGUCAACCUCCUAAUUAUGUAAUUGAAUUUUAUGUAAGCGUUAACAUGGUGGGAUCGGUAUAGGGUGCAGGGUUGCUACCGGGGUCAGUGGUCACUAGGGCAUUUGUGAUGAUUGUGCUAUUUCCUUUAUCAUCCCACUACUUCUGUUGUCAAAUUACUUCUAGCCUUCGUCCCCUGCCCCAAUACUCGCUGUCAUAUGGUGCGACCUUCAAUACUAGAUGAGAGGGAGUUUGUGAGUGUAUGUGUGCAUUCUACACUUAUGGAUGCCGGAUUUGUAUAUAUCAGGCCCUCUGUGUGAGAGGGCCUAAGGAAAAGUGAGAGAGAGAUGGAAAGCAGUAAGAGAUGAGGGGAGGGGGAAGGGACAAGCCCAGCUCAGGGAGGGGGCCAGGAGGGCCGGGGGGGGGGGGAGACUGGGAGGGGGGCAAACGCGCCCCAGUAAUCUCCCUAAUCAGCCAGGUAGAGACUGCACAUUUUAAGGGUGAUUAGGGAGAGGAAAAAAGAAUGAAACAGGACAUUUUCUCAAAGGUACAAAUCAGGCUAUGCAGACAUCAGUGAAUUAAUGAAAAAGGGGGAGAGUUUUCCUAUGUUGGUGCACAGUUAAUUAACAUGCAUACUCGGCAGUAUUAAACAAGACCUGUAUAGAGCAGGCUUAAGAGUUGUAAACCACUGGGUGCUUGAGACGUGUCUGCAUCUAGCUAAGCAUGAUCGGAAACAAACCACUGAACUAAAGAAAUAGACUUAUUCUAGUAAAACAAAAGCAGAGUAUUCAUUGAUGCUAGUGCUUGUAACGGUCAGGAGGCAACAUGUAUCAGCAUAUUUAGAGCUGCCUGUAAGUCUCGGUAUGUACACUGUGCUACUGUGGUCAGGCAGUCAUCCUAUGCCCAUGAUUGGGAAGCAGCCAGCAAGCAGGUGUAGGGACCAUAUCCAAGUUGGGACACUCCGCAGGCCCCAGGCCUUCUCAAGGGCCCUCAUUCAUUUCCCACCGCUCCGGUCACUUUCAGCACCACAAGUGACAUCCCAGGCGGUUGUAAGAUGGUGUCCCGUCCAGAUAUGUGGUAGAAGCAUCAGGGUGGUUCCCUUUCGGGCCCUCAUCCCAGGAAGGCAAAUGUGGGCAUUGGCUUUUAUGGGCUAUAGUCUCUGCUUUGUUGGUCUCCGUUUCCUAGAGGCUUUGUGCGGUCUCUGCUUCCCGCCAGCUAUUCGGUAUGGAUUUUCAGAUGGUGAGUAUUGUGGUUUAAUAGGGUUCAGCUGCUCACUUGUUCUGCAUUUUCUGCCAGAAUUUAUCGAGGAGCUUGUCCAGUUGCUGCUCAAGUGUCUGUAGUCAGUUUAGUGAGUCUGCACAUUUGAUGAUGUGCUUGUCGGGGGGGGGGGAGGGAGAUGGGAACAGCUAGGAGCUGCCGGGUGAAGGACUCUGAGAGGUGCCUGUCUCUCCUCCAUCCACUUUUGAGUAGGCUGCAAGCCUGAUUGACCGGAUUCCGGGUCUGAAACUGGCAGGUUUUGGUACUGUUGGAUACACCGGCUUCUCCUUGUCUGGGAGAUUGCGGUAUCCGUCCUGAGUGGCAAGUGGCUUGGGUGUCUAGCAGAUUAACAGUCCCGGUCUGUGGAGCUUAGAUGAUGUAUGUCUGCUGCGUUCUGCCUCCAGGCUCCGCCCCCACCCCCCCAACAUUUUGAAUUUUUUGCAAUGAUUAUAUUGGUUGCCCAGAGUAUAUGUAUUAUAAAAUGUUAUGCUUAUCCAUUCUUUGCAAACCAACAUGUAGCAGGUGUGAAGUUCAAUUUAAUUGUCCAUUUUGAAAAAAUUUUUUUUUUAUCCAGUUAGACAUUUUGCCACAUCUUAAAUUAUCUUGAGGCAUUAUAUUUAUAUGGCGGCAAGAAAUUCCACAGCGCUUUAGUGGGUGAACGAACAAACGUGUAGUUGUAACCAGACAAGUUUGACACACAGGAACAGAGGGGUUGAGGGCCUUGCUCAAUGAGCUUACAUGCUAGAGGGAGUGGGGUAAAAUUACACAAAAGUUAAGGUACAGACACUCAUUGAGACUAAUGACAGUUGCAGGAGUGGAAUCAGUCGGGAGAUAUUAACAGUUUAAUUGAUACGCUUUUAUUAAGUGGGGUUUUUUUAAUAAAUUUUUUUAUUUUUGUUCACAUUAUAACAGACAAGCUUGCUGUGUCAUGACUGCACGAGCAAGCCAAGAAAUAGAUAUACAGAGGCAUGACCUUCAUGUUACUGCACAUUUUUUUUGAAAAUGUAAGGAUCUUGAGUGAUGCAUGAGUAAGCAUAACAGUGGGUAUAACUAAGAAGUUUAACAAAGUAGGUAACUGCUGUUAUAGGGUUAAUUACGCUCAUCUGUGUGCUUAAACGUAAGUGGAGAAAUAUAUCCCUGGGUACGUGUAAUUAAGACAUGUAUAUGAACUUGCUGGUUAGGUGCGCCAAACAUUUAGCUAGGUAUAUCCUAGGCAUAACAGUCUGGGCCUAGUAGUAAGGCAUAGUAAGGUAUUACAUGUAGCGUGGUGUAUGCUAGGUAGGAGUGAGGUAGAGAUAAGAAAAUCACAGCAUAACAUGCUAGAAUUAACACUGGAGAUAUGCCACUGGCCUCUGUCACCGAUUUUAUAUGUAGCUGAGACUAUAGGAAUAUAACAUCUGAUUACGUAGACAGGUUAGGCUUAACAUAGAGCAGGUUCAGGGUCACUAGUGGCUAGCUGAUUUCAAAGAUGGUAUGCUAUGAUAAAAGCCCUGAACUUGUUGAGGUAAUGGGUUCCCUUUUUGGUUGAGUUGACAGGGUACUUAAGAUAUAUGUAUAUUUGUCUAGCUUUAGUUCCACUUGGUACGAGCAAGAAAAUUACACUUGAAAAGAUAGUAGGCAUAAAGAAAAUACAAAUACUGCAUGAAAACUGGCACUAUAGGCAUGAAUAGUGAAGUCUCCUGCUUGGUAGGGACCUCACUGGUCAAUGAUUUGUGUACAGUCAGUCGAUUCCCAUGUCUGGGAUACAGAGACCUUGGAAAUGGGGGUUCAGUGAGGCAGCACAAGUCCAGGAGUUAUAUGGGGUUUCCCUCCGGCCCCUGAGUCUUUGGCCUGCAAUUGUGUGCCACUUAUCCGAGCCUGCCAACAGUCCUUGUCCCUCUCCGAUGGGGAGGGGCGGAAUGCCUUGCUGGUGUAUUGCCGCGGGUAGCGGUAGCGCUGCUGUCUGCAUGGUCGCUGCUUCGGGGUCGUUCCCUGCGUGGUGCUUGGUGCAGUGAUAGAUCUGUGGCUGCUCUGUUGCCCCAGCCCAAGUUAAGAUGAAGGCCGUUCCCCCGCGGCUUGCGGUAGGGCCCUCGGGAUUGCCGGUCCCUGUGUACCUUUAUGGGUGUGUGGGCGGGAUGCUUGCCCUUGUGGUUUCCCAGCCCAGAAGAGGACCUGGUGGUCCCAGUUUCAGUCUGCUGUGUGACACGGGGUUGGGCAGUGAGGUUGGCUGCGAGGGAGCCGGGGACCAGGCGCAGCAGCCAUUUUGUGUGUACCUGGUGGGUUUUGAGGUGAGCUGUCAGCCUGUUUUGCUUGCACUUGCUGCAGUUGGUGCAGGGCCAGUUUCCUCCAAAAUUCGGCGAAUAUCGCAUCCAGCCUCUGCUUGCUCAGUGAGGCAGUUAGUGACUCUCCAUGCCCUCCCAGGGUUGCGUGGGUGAGAUUGUGACUUUUGACUUUGGUGCCUUCUGUGGCUGCCUGAAUUUGUUCUGCGGUGUCUCUGUACGUAGCCCCAGUGAGGACCGGGAUAACCCCCACCGGUCCAAGGGGGAGGAGGUUACAGGGCUGUUGUGUGCUUUCUGUUGGGCACCUGUUAUGUACCGCGGGAUCGGCCGCCUCCUCCAUGCACGUGGCUCUGCUCAGAUUUAGGCCGCAUGGCUGGGCAGUAUCGUAGCGUGUUUGUAAGGGACGAGUUUCCCCAUGGACCCAGCUUGUUCCUGCUUCGUUGUCCGGUCAGCCCGAGCUUCUUUGGGUGUCGCUUUGAUCAUAAAUCGCUUGUCUUUUGCUCGUUGGUGCCGGAGCUCUUAGAAGGUGCUGCCGGCCAUCUUGACUGUCAGGCCCCGCCCCAUGAAGUGGGUUUUAAAUGAUUUUUUUUUUUUUUUUUUGAAGGAGUGGAGACUGGGUGAGCAUCUAACGGAGGAGGGAAGGGAGUUCCACAGGAACAGUGCAGCCCUCAAAGUCUUGAAGGCGAGCAUCAGAGGUGAGAGUACAGACAGAAGAUAGACUUAAAGGACCACUAUAGUGCCCUGAGGGUGCCCUAUUUAUAAACAUAGCAGUUUCUCUGAAACUGCUAUGUUUAUAGAAAAAAGGUUAAACCUAGCUGGACCUGGCACCCAGACCACUUCAUUAAGCUGAAGUGGUCUGGGUGACUAUAGUGGUCCUUUAAGUCUUUAGCAGAUCGUAAGGGCGUAGACUGGACAUACUUGUGUAUUAGGGUGGAUAGAUAGGUGGGAGCAGCACUAUAUAGAGAUUUGAUAACAAGAACCAGAAUUUUAAAUUGAGCCCUAUCUUACAGGAAGCCAAUGUAGGGACUGUCAGAAGUGGGAGGUGCGGGCGGACAGGAAGAUGGACCUCGCCGCCGCUUUCAUUAUGGACUGUAACGGUGCAAGUUGGGAGCAAAUAAGACCACUGCAAAGCAGAUUACAGUAGUUAAGGCAAGAUAGGACAGUGGAAUGGACCAGCACCUUAGUCGCAUCUAGUGUUAAGUAUGGUCGGAUGCACGCAACAUUUGAGAUGGAACCGUCAGGAAUUGGCGAUAGAUUGAACAUGAGGCAUGAAGGAGAGGUCGAAACACCUAGGCAGUGAGCCUGUGUGGUGGAGCUGAUGGUAGCACCACUGACUUGUAGGCAGACACAGGAGUAGCAACACCAGUUAGAAAUAGCAGAGGCACUCAUACACUAAUCAAGAGGGACAGGGAAAGAUCAGGAGAGGACAGAUUUGUGUAUAUAGAAAUUAUAUUGGAAGCCAAAGGAGCUAAUGAGUUUAUUUAGGGAGGCUGUAUAGAUGGAGAACAGUAGGGGACCAAGGACUGAAUCUUGGGGGAUACCAACAGAGGAGUUGGGGAGAAGUAGAGCCAGAGAAAGAAACGCUGAAAGAGCAUUGAUCUUGUAAACCGAUCUUGCGGAGGAUGAGAAGAAGCUGUUGAUGAUUAAGUGUCAAAAGCCGCAGGAAGGUCAAGGAGAAUUAAGAUAGUGUAGUAACCACGAGACUUUGCAGCGAGUAGAUAAUUGGAUACUUUGGUCAGUGCUGUUUCCACAGCGUACGUAGCGCGGAAACCAGACUGAAGCGAGCAGAGAAUUGGACUCUAAGUCUGUCAAUCUCUCAUACACAAAUCUUUCAAGGUUCUUGGACGCAAAAGGCAGUAGCGAGAUGGGCAGUUGGACGGGGAGUUGGUGUAAAGGUUGGGCUUACUUCGAAUUGGGGUUAUAGUUGCAUGUUUGAAGGGCGAUAGAAAUAGGGGGGAGAGAAUCUUAGUGAGGUAUAGAAAGAGAAGAGUGCGGAUGAGAUGCGUGGGAAUUGGAUCUAGGGAGCAGGUGGUGGGGUGGGAGGACUGGAGCAGAGCAGAAACCUCUUCCACUGUAGCGGGUGCAAAUGAACAUAGAACAGCAGAGUGGGUGAGGUAAGGGGAAGAAACAAGAGAUCUCUUCCCUGAUUGUAGAGAUCUUGUCAGUGAAGUGAGUUGCAAAGUCUGAGGCGGUCAAGUUAGUAGGUGGAUGAGGAACAAUAGGGCAAAGAGUUAAAUGUGUGAAAUAGUAGUUUGGGUUUGCAGGAGAGUGUGGUUAUGAGGGUAUUGAAGUAAUGUACUUUUGCAGAGGAAAGAGCCAAACUGAGUGCAGCAUAAAUUUAUAGUGGAGAAAGUCAGACGCCCAGUGAGACUUUCUCCAACAGCUUUCAGCAGUUCUGGAGCAUUUUUGGAGGUAUCCAGUCCACUUGGUAUGCCAAGGUUGUUGGGGUGCUUGCUGCGUUUAAAUGUAGCGGAACAGGAGUUUCUGUUUUCCUGUACCCGGUCGGACUGACAGGAAGGUGCACACUGAGCGUGCACCUUCCUAUCAGUCCGGCCGGCCACCGCGGACAGUAGAGCGGCUCGGCCACGCUACAGGGGAGGUGAGUACCAACUGCAGCCGCCUGAGCGCUCUUGACAGAGCGCUCAGGUGGCUGCAGUAUUUAAAGGGCCGGCGUAUAACACGCACCCACAAUUUCUCCCCUAUUUUCAGGGAGAAAAAGUGCGUGUUAUACGCCGAUAAAUACGGUACAUACAGGGCUGGCAAAACUACACUUUAGCAUGACAGACAAGAUAUAAAGGCAAGAGAAUACACAAUGCACUCAGGAUAUAUAAAAUAAAUGUACAGCAGGGUGGUUACAUUAAAUAUAAAUGAUGCUGUGCAGGAUAGUCUUAGUGUGGUCUUCCAGAAGGCUACCUUUGCUUAUUGCAGAUGAUCAGCUGAUGGGACACUGACUUUCUUACAGCAGUAUUGGGGCUUGAUAGUUUGGCAAAUGUGAAUAUAAACCGCUCAUUGCUUCGCAUUUCCAAAAUGUUGGUGGGUUGCUUGGAUAUAUAAUUGAUAGCUUUAGUGGAUCAUAAAACAAUCUGUUAACCAAUUGAUAUUGUGUUUCUAUUAAAUUAAGGCAGUGGAUGGCAUUUUUGGUUUGUUUCAGUAUCUUUAGCCAUUAUAAUUUAUUUUAGUCUGUAAUUCCUUAUUCCAUAUAUUUGUAGCUUGUAUAGUGGGAUAUUUCUCAGAUACAUUAGGUGAGAUUUUUAUCAUUUAAUUUUAUUUGGGUCAUUUAAAAUUUGGAAAGUGUUUUGAGUUUUGUUGAUUUUAAUCUCUUGAUAGAAAACUUUAUUCUGUAUGAGAAUCCUUCAUUUGAGUUCUCUUUUAAUCUGAUUAAAAUAUUUUAUUUCAUUAUUUGCGAUAACAUUUUAUUUGUUUGACACCAUUUUGUUUCCGUUGUCUGAGAUUGAUUUCUGUUUAUUUCUACAAUUUCUAUUGGGAGGUUAUCUACAAGUUUCCCUUUGAUUCUUAAUUUGGUCUUUAAAUUUUUCCAUAGUAAAUCUAGAUCUUCGAUCACCAUAGAUGAUUUUAUUUAGGUUUUCUAUCCAAUUUCCAGAAUAUAUAUCUUAUUUAUUUAUCGUCUGGUUUGAUACUGUUCACUUUUGGUACCAAGGUGCUUCCUUAUUUAGAGUGUUAAUGAUGCAACUUAUUCCACAAACUUCAUUUAUUUGGAAAACCUUUUGUUCCCCCCUCCCCUUGUGUCUUGGGGGGGAAGCAAGAGUGAGGGUAGGAUCUGGUAACUGGCAAGAAGGGAAGGAAAGAGGUAGAAGAAACAAAAAAUUACAUAUAUUAUUCCAUGAUUAUGCACUCACAUUUGUAGUAUAAGUGCCACUGUGCUCUUUCAGCCACCUCAACAUCUCCACGAAGAUAGGCACACGCUGGGCUCUUUUGAACAAAAAGCCCAGCGUGUGCCUUUCUUCAUGGAGAUUUGAGAUGUAUAUCUAUAUAUCUUGUCUUACUAAUGUCUGAAAUUUUUUUUUUUAUAUAUAAAUGCUCAGCUGAGGAAACUUGAGUUUUUAAAAAAUAUUUACAGGUGAUUUUGAAGAGGAGAAAUUUUUAAAAAAAUUCACAAGUGUACUAAACUUGCCUUGUUGGUUCUAAUGCAGUUCUUCAAUUCUGUGCGACUGUGGGACUUCAUUGAAGAUCGUGAGAACAGAGGCAUACCAAAUCUUGAAGAUGAAGAAUCUGAUCUGGGAGACCUUUUCAUGCACCUGUCGGGAGUAGACCAAGAAGCUUCUGCUGCAUCAAAUUAA